AUGGCGGCUAAGUACGGCCUAAUGCUACAUCAGAUGGACGUCAAGACAGCGUUUCUUAACGGCUCCCUCAACGAAGACAUCUACAUGGACCAGCCGGACGGAUACCUGGAUGCAACACAGCCGGACUAUGUGUGCAAGCUAAAGAGAUCACUCUACGGCUUGAAGCAAUCGCCUCGCAUGUGGAACCAAACAAUCGAUGGGUUCAUGAUCAAGAUAGGAUUCAAGAAGUGCGAAUCGGACCACUGCAUCUACAUCAAGCGAGACGACCAAGACAUGAUUCUCGUGGUGCUCUACGUCGAUGAUCUCAUCCUGGCCAGCAGCAACAACGAACUCCUCAAGUCAACCAAGAUGGCGCUGAGCAAACGCUUCGAAAUGACGGAUCUCGGUGAGCUCGAUUACUUUCUCGGCAUGGAGAUCAAGAACGACCGUAAGACGGGAAUGGUGACUGUACAACAAACCAAGUUUCUCAAGUCCGUGUUAACCAAGUUCGGAAUGGAUAACAGCAAGCCAGUGAAGACGCCUCAAGAUCCCGGCCUGAAGCUAACCAAGAACAUGUGUGAACAAGAAUGCAAGCACGAAGACACCAUGUGCAACGUGCCAUAUCGAAGUGCUGUCGGAGGCAUCAUGUAUCUCAUGGUCGCCACACGUCCGGAUCUAGCUGCUGCAGUGGGAUCAUUAUCCCAGUUCUCGUCCGACCCAUGCCCGACUCACUGGCAAGCUUUGAAGCGUGUGCUGAGAUACCUGCAAGCAACGCCCAAUCAUGGUCUUGAGUUUACACGUGAAGAAGGAAGCCGUAUCUGCGGGUACACCGACGCAGACUGGGCCGGCGACAUUGAGUCAAGACGAAGUACAAGCGGCUAUGUGUUCAUGAUGAGCGGAGGAUGCAUCAGCUGGAAAAGCCAGAAACAACGGACGGUCGCGCUAUCUUCAACAGAAGCAGAAUACAUGGCGCUUUCCGAAGCAACCAAAGAAGCAGUAUGGCUCAAGUUGUUGUUGGGGGAACUUGGUGAGAUGACAAGCGACGAAGCGAUCAAGAUGUAUGAAGACAACCAAGGAUCAAUCGCUCUCGCCAAGAACCCGGAGUUCCAUAAGAGAACAAAACACAUCGACAUACGCUACCAUUUUGUGCGUGAGAAGGUGGAAUCAGGUGAAGUCGUUUUGGAGUAUUGCCCGACUCAAGAUAUGCUGGCAGACAUGAUGACCAAGCCGAUCGCCGCUGUACAAUUUGAAAACAUUCGCGAUCGACUUGGGAUCCAAGGUGCCGCAGCUAACGAGUCGAGAGGGAGUGUUGAAAAGACAGCGGCUGUGAAGAAGACACCUCGUCAAGCUGCGUCAAGUGUUGAAGCAAGUGGAAGACCAAGCUUCGCUAUACCGGUGGGUACCGGUAUGUACCAGUAA
Messenger RNA from Peronospora matthiolae, 1398 nucleotides. Lineage: Eukaryota; Oomycota; Peronosporomycetes; Peronosporales; Peronosporaceae. The record is from the annotation of a GenBank genome assembly.